CGCCUAAUGUUGUGUUUCCGUUCAGGAACCGUUCUGGCAAUGCGAAUAAAUUGCAUUACAAAAAAAAGUUGUAUAAUUUGGCUCGCGGCCUGACUGUUCAUAAAAAGUCGUUCGGACGACAAAUCCCGCAAUCGUUAUUUAUAGUAUAUUUAUUGUUCGCCGUUUCAUUUGCGAAAUCGUCGUAAAAUCGGUAACGCAGCAUUUGCGCAAUUUCUGAACGUGGCCGGCGGAUUGUUUGUCGUCUUUACUGCGCUAGACUUAUCCUGUACAACACUUUUUCGAUUUAUUAAUCGUUAAUCCGACUGAAAAAAGACGAUACAAAACCGCAAACCAUGGGAAAUGAAAGUUCACUACCUAUGGAGCUUUGCUCUAAUUUUGAUGCUGACGAAAUUAGACGUCUCGGAAAACGAUUCCGCAAGUUAGAUUUGGAUAAUUCUGGUGCAUUAAGCAUCGAUGAAUUUAUGUCGUUACCGGAAUUGCAACAAAAUCCGCUCGUGCAACGCGUUAUCGACAUCUUCGACGCCGAUGGAAACGGAGAGGUGGAUUUUAGAGAAUUUAUACAAGGAGUUUCACAAUUUAGCGUUAAAGGUGAUAAAUUGUCAAAGUUGCGCUUUGCAUUCCGAAUUUACGACAUGGAUAAUGAUGGAUUUAUAUCCAAUGGUGAAUUAUUUCAAGUCUUAAAAAUGAUGGUUGGUAAUAACUUAAAAGAUACUCAGCUUCAACAGAUUGUGGAUAAAACGAUUUUGUUCGCUGAUAAAGAUGAAGAUGGUAAGAUUUCGUUUGAAGAGUUUUGUUCGGUGGUUGGAAACACUGAUAUCCAUAAGAAAAUGGUGGUGGAUGUUUAGAUUUGUUUUUAUUUAAGAGAAGUUUAAAGUACCUUAUUUUUAUUUGUGAAGAUUUCUCAAGUUUAAUU
Onthophagus taurus is the source of this 913-nucleotide messenger RNA. Its product is annotated as calcineurin subunit B type 2. NCBI's taxonomy places the organism in Eukaryota, Metazoa, Arthropoda, Insecta, Coleoptera, Scarabaeidae. Gene Ontology annotation, molecular function: calcium ion binding. The record is from RefSeq and is a predicted model, not a curated record.